AUCGACAGAAUAUUCUUGAUCUUGUACAUACAUAUAUACAUAUAUGUAUGUUAAUUUAAUGUCAGUCAUUGGAAAAUUGGAACUUUCACGAAAGUGGAAACAAAAUUGUAAAUAUUUAUACCUUUUUCAUAAUAUCUCGUUAGUUCUGUAAAAAUGAUUGACGAGUACGUGGAAUACAUUGAACCUUAUUGGAAAUUUUAUCAUGAUAGAGUAUGGCUAUUUAUCUCAUCUGUUGGUUGGUACUUUGUUGGCAUUUCUGUUGUUUUAAUAUACGCAUGGCCUAGUAUUCAAAAAUUAUACAGAAAUUGGAAAAAGACAAAAGACGAACAAGAAUAUGAUAUGAAGUAUCAUAAGAAUGUAGAUUUGAGUAGCAAAUUACUAAUAGCAACACAAUUGGCAAGAGAAAAACAACAAGAAAAAUAUUUAAGAGAAAGAGAAUUAGCUUUGGAGAAAGAAAAAGAGAGAGUAGAAAAAAAGAGACAAGAAGUUCUUAGGUUGGAAGAGCAACGUUCUUCAGGUACUCGCUUAGGGAAUUCAUCAGAAGGGGCUGCUGGACCAUCAAAAUCAACAUUGAAAGGAGAAUAUAAUCCAUUGAUGGGUGAAUCUAGUAAAAGGUACAUACCCCCAAAACGAUCUUGUUGUAAAAAAGGUGGAUGUGGAUAAAUUAAAAUAAAUUAAAAUAAAUUAAAAUUAACUCUAUUUGUGGAUGGAAAAUGACAACUGGAUAUGGCAUAAUUAAAUUUUGUAAUCAUAAUUAAAUGACAAGUUUUAAGGAUAAAUAUUAAUUAACAUUAAAUACGUUUUGCUUAAAAGGUGUAUUACAUUCUUUAAAAUAUUUCCACUUAUUUUUGUUAAUAACAAAAUAAGGGUAAUAUAAUAAUUAUUUAUCACUUUUAUAAUAAUUAUUUUUUAGUUAUCAUUAAUUAUCAUAAUUGAUAGAUUAGAUCAAUAAAAUAAAUUUUAAAA
Molecule: messenger RNA, 966 nt
Organism: Phymastichus coffea
Lineage: Eukaryota; Metazoa; Arthropoda; Insecta; Hymenoptera; Eulophidae
Exons: 5
Coding region: 154-663 (169 amino acids)
Source: RefSeq, a predicted model, not a curated record